Messenger RNA from Saccharomyces eubayanus, 1929 nucleotides. RefSeq names its product Spt10p (gene SPT10). The transcript has a single exon. Gene Ontology annotation, molecular function: acyltransferase activity, transferring groups other than amino-acyl groups. Lineage: Eukaryota; Fungi; Ascomycota; Saccharomycetes; Saccharomycetales; Saccharomycetaceae. Bases 1 to 1929 code for a protein of 642 amino acids. The record is from RefSeq and is a predicted model, not a curated record.
AUGUUGAUGCUGAAUCAGCAUACAGGUUUAGUACGAGAUGACGAACAUCUGCACGCGACUAACCAUAAUAAUGGUGUAGAAAUGAGGGACGAUCUGGCGGUUUCUGAUCAAAUAUUGACACCUUUACAACCACAUACCAUUUUGCUGAAAGACGGAGAGACAAUAGCUACGAUGUAUCCUGUACCGGCCUAUCCUGAUUUAUUGCCGCUGGGACUUGUGAGUUUCCUUCUGGAUGAGUUUAAUAUGGAAGUGGAAAAGGGAGAUAGCUUUCCCUAUUAUGAGACUUUAUCGUUAGAUGAAUUCAAGAAUGUCUGGUUCCAUAACGAUGGCCACGUUUGUAUCAUGGUGCUAGGCGAAAUACCCGAACUAGAUUACAGUAUGGACGCUGAUACAGAUGUGGAUAAUAAUUAUGGAACUGAUAUAGAAACUAUGAGGCAUACCUCUCAAUAUAAGAAACGGAAAGAGCGUCGAAAUUUAAAUCUCACUAUACAGUGGGAGAAGCAGUGCCUUGGCAUUUUUGAUCUUAAGCCGGCAUACCCUGGACGUUCAGCACAUGUGGUUACAGGAACGUUUCUGGUGAAUGCUGGUAUUAGGGGUAAGGGCAUUGGCAAGACAUUAGUGGAAACUUUUAUAGAGUGGUCCAAGAAAUUAGGAUUUACAUCAUCGUUUUUCCCAUUAAUAUACGGAACGAACGUAGGGAUCAGAAGAAUCUUGGAAGGAAUGAAUUUCAGACGAAUUGGUAAACUUCCUGAAGCAGGUAUUCUCAAGGGGUUUGAUGUCCCAGUGGAUUCGUUUAUGUAUGGCAAAGAGUUCACACAUAUCACAAAGAGCAUUGAUUUGCUACGAGAUCCUCAAAAAAGUAUUGAAAUUGGUAAAUAUGAACGAUUGAAGCAUUUCCUGGAAACAGGAAAGUAUCCUUUACAUUGUGAUAGAAAUGAAAAGGCCAGACUUAGGGUGCUUUCAAAGACGCAUUCGGUGUUAAAUGGGAAGUUAAUGACAAAAGGGAAAGAAAUUAUUUACGAUACAAAUCAACAAAUCCAAAUUGCAUUGGAAAUCCACUUAGUAGAGCAUUUAGGUAUCAAUAAAGUGACUUCCAAAAUCGGUGAAAAAUACCAUUGGAGGGGAAUCAAGAAUACUGUUUCAGAGGUCAUUUCCCAAUGCCAGAAAUGUAAGAUGAGGUAUAAAGAUGGAACAGGGGUGAUCAUUGAACAAAAGAGGGCGGUCAAGCAGGCGCACAUGCUACCGACGCAACACGUGGAAACCAUCAAUAACCCAAAGAAUAACAAGAAGCGUGAUGGCGCAUUAUUGGGCCAGUCAAUGAAUUUCCCCCAAAACCUGAUUUCCAGUACGCUAAAUGAUGCGGAGGGCCAACCUACUCCGCCGGAUACUAACGUCGUACGAGCUGCAUUUCGAAAUGCCGCCAAUAGUCCAGCUUCUACCAGUGAAUCCAACCAAGUAGACAAAAGAAACGAGUACCUUGCUUCGAUACAGAACACACCCUUGUUGGAUGACGAACAGUCAAUGAAUUCAUUUAACAGGUUUGUAGAGGAAGAACAUUCUAGGAAAAGACGUAAAUACCUGGACGUUGCCACAAAUGGGAUCGUACCACAUUUGGCGAACGACGGUUCUCAAAAUGCUGCAAGCACCGUCAAUGAUCGUGAACAUGACAUGGGCAACCCUGUUGCCGGAUUAGACAGGAACGAUCAUGCCAUAAUGAACGAUGCUAUGCUGAGCCUUGAAGAUAACGUUAUGGCUGCUUUGGAAAUGGUUCAAAAGGAACAACAGCAAAAGAUAGAACAAGGAGAAGAGGAUGGGGAAGCCGAACGCAACGAUAUCGAUGGCACUGAAGACAGCGACACCACGGUUAACAGAAUGGUUAACGAUGCAUCUAAUACAUUUACGGGGCAUAAUUCUAAUAUUUACUACUAG